Messenger RNA from Closterium sp. NIES-67, 1301 nucleotides. Lineage: Eukaryota; Viridiplantae; Streptophyta; Zygnematophyceae; Desmidiales; Closteriaceae. The record is from the annotation of a GenBank genome assembly.
CUCAUUCAACCAGGUUCUCACAGAAAGCAGGGAGCCUGCCUUCAGCUGGUCAUCUUCCUUCGGAACUACGUUCCUCCUGACCAGCAGCAGCCACCCAGCCCUCUCUCCCAACGAUCCUUGAUCUGCCGGUUUCAGUUUGUCAGGCGCUAAGAGCCUGAUCGCAGCUGCAGCAUCAUCCUACCACCCAACUCCACCACCAAUUUUAUCACAAUGGCGACCAUCGCUUCUGGAACAGCCAUCCCCACAGCAGCGCUGACUGCCAGCAGAGCAGCUUCCGCUGCUUCCGCCUCCACCAGCUUCGCCCGCUCCGUCGUCCCCGCGCCUCUCCCCGCUCCCCUCUCCGCCGCUCCCCGCGCUGGUCGCACCCACCUCCUCCGCUGCCGCGCUGCUGCUGUUGAAGACGGAGCGGUGAAGAAGGAGGAGGUGGAGGAGGCAGAAGAGCUGAGCAAUGGCGCCGCUGUGGCCGCGCCCUCCGCAUUCGAGGUGCAGUCGCUGCUGAUGGAGCUGUGCGACGAGACGCACAUCGCCGAGCUCAAGGUCAAGGUGGGGUCGUUCUCCCUGCACGUCAAGAGGGACGUGGAUGGCAGCAUUGGCAGCGCGGUUGCUGCUGCUGAAGCCUCUGCGGCGGCUGCUGCCGCCCCGGUGGUGUACGCCGCCCCUGUGCCCGCCUUCCCCAUGAUCGAGUCCCUCCCCACCGUCGCUGCUGCUGAGCCUGCAGUGGAGGUUGCUGCUGAGUCGGAGAAGCCCAAGGACGAGGGGCUCGUCUACGUCACAUCGCCCCGGGUGGGCAUCAUGCGGCGUGGCAAGCUGUACAAGGGCAAGCACGGCCGACCAAUUGUGCUCGAGGGAGCUGUGGUGAAGAAGGGGCAGGCCAUGUGCUUCUUGGAGCAGCUGGGAACCAACCUGGCGAUCGAGACGGAGCAUGCCGGCACGGUGGUGGAAUUCCUGGUGGAGGAUGGAGUCCCUGUGGGCUACGGAGACCCCUUGGCGGCCAUCCGCCCUUCCUUCCCCGGUAUCAUGAAGCUCACUUGAGCCCUUGAGCCUCAUAGGACUCAGUUUUGAGGCGCCUCAAAGCGCGCCAUAAACUCUUACCUACAUUAUGUCUAGAGAAAUGGACAUACGCAUAUAACUAUGGUUUCCAGCCCAGCUUGUAUCUGCGCGAUUGCAUGCCUGGUAGGAGCCUUGUGCUUUAGGUGGCUGGUGGUGGGCCCCUUCGAUAUCCUUUUUGCCACAAUGGCUGUAUUAUCUAGAUGCAGUUUCCGAAAUUCUGUUUUGCACACCUUCCAAUUCUCCACAUUGUU